UCCGUCGACAGCUAGUCGCUCUUCUUCCUUCUUACCCUCGUCCCCUUCCCCUCCCCUCAGUCUUGCAGUGUGCAGUGCAGAGCGCAGGGAGAGAAGGCCUCUUUUUUUCCAUUCCAAACCGUGGUUCAUGGCAGCCGUUGAUCUACCGAUCAACGACGUCUAUCUGUCCGCAGUCCACGAGGCGCGCAACACCCGCAAACAGUAUCAGAGGCAGCAACAGAGGCAAGACGAAAUGGCCACCUCUGCUGCGACGCGGUCGCCUGGGGCUGGGACCACAUCCGGCGGCAAAGGUCCGGCAGCCGAGCCCCUGCGGCCAACUUCCUGGCAUGUCCACGACCUGGCUGCCUCCGACACUAGCAUCCUGUCGCAAUACCCGACAGCGCUCAUCAGGCUCCUUGUGCUUCUUGGACCACUCGUGACGGCAUCGGCUCAGCUUGUUCGGCUGGCCACCUGGACCGGCGGGCCGGGCACAGCAUCUCACAGCUUUCUUCUAGUCUUGGGUUGGUGGGCACUGUGCCUUUACGGCUACCAGACGCUCCGCUACGCACCACAGGCCAUACUCUUGACUGUCAUUGCCUACAAUGGUCUCAAGCGUGCCUUUUACGGUGCAGCGCCCUCUGCUCCAGCCGCCAAACGCGUGGCCUCAUCGGACUCGAUCAACGCGACCCUUGCCGACCUCGCUGUCCUCGCCGACUUUGUCUCGACACUCUCCACGACGGCUCUUGGGCCAGUCUUUUCGCUCUUGGACUGGCAAUCUCCUGCCCAAACACGUACCGUGGCUGUCCUCCUCGUCACAACAUGGCCCAUCUGGCUUCUCUGCUUUGGCACCGACCUCUGGGACGUCCUGGGUCUUCCUCGCAUUGGUCUGGGCCUAGGGUCGUGGCUCCGUCACAGUCUUCAACGAUUGAUGGCUGUGGUGGCUCCACAUGCUCAACAGCACUUUGUCAAUUUCGUCGACCUCUUCGAGAAGAAGUCUCCCGCUCUCUUUGCCCGCGUCGACCAAGCCACCGUCCAUCUUGAGAGGGCAAGGACAUUCUAUGUGGCCCACGUUGCACCUGUCCAAGCCCGCGCUUGGUCUUUGCUCUUCCCUGGAACGCCAUCUUCGCGCGUGUCCUCUGCAGGGCUCACUAUCGUACCGCCUUUUCCCCUCUUUUCGCUUUCCGUCCGGCACCUGCUCCUCGUCGUUGGCACCCUCGCUCUGACUUGGUGCUCGCCCUGGCUGGCCCUGAUCCGGCAUGCACUCUGGCGCAGCGCCAUGGUCCGAAGAGUUACGCGCAACACCAUCGCCCUCCUUAGCUGGACAUCGACUGGGUACGAAGGCCACUUUGUACACCUUGGUCCCGAUGCAGACCGUGAUCCAUUCCACUCGGCUGCACAGGGCAUCGUCUUAGAUGGAAAGAGCAAGAAGGGUUCCAAGAAGGAGGAACGGGCAGCAGACAACAUUACGAGGCAUGAGGAUGUCGUCUACCAGUUCACCGUCUUUGAGAAUCAGCGUUGGUGGGUCGGACUGGACUGGACGGCCGCGCUGCUGCCCCAGGAGAGGCCCAGCUGGUCCGACGAAUCGAACAACCCGGUCUCGCCUCCCUCGUCAUUCUCACUCCCUCCUGCCCGUGUGACCCUGAAGCCGACGCCGACGUCGUCAAGCCCACGGUCGCACGUCCGAAGGCUCGUGCGAUGGCAGUGGAUCGACGCCGAGUGGUCCGUGGCGGGAAGAGACGGCUUUCCUGUCCUGGCCGCCAGUCGCACUGGAGCCGAUCAGUCUUUGUCCACGUCAUCCCCGCCGGGUUCGCCUUCGCUCUCCUCGACCAACGGUGCGAGAAGAUCGAGCUCCAUCUCGAGCACCCUGUUCUCCCAGUCUGCCAGCAGUGCCUCCUCGACAGUCGAUGACGAUGCGUCGAGCACCACGACCGAAACGGCCGCUGCCGGCAACGGCACCAAAAAGGACCGGCGGCAAUCGUCUACGGCCACUUCCGAUGUCCUGCCUUCUGACCUGACUCUGCUCGACGUCGAUGCCGAAGGAUGGCAGUACGGCGAUAAUGGGUGGGAGAAGAUGAGCCGUAAGGCCGGUAUGGGGAGGUAUACCAGGAGAAGGAGAUGGAUCAGAAGAGCCGUCCUUGUCGAGAUCGUCGAAAGGGACUAUGUACCUGAGCCAGGCGAACUCGAAGAAAGCCUACAGCAACAGCAGCAGCCUGCUUUAGCUGGUGCAGCAUCGGGACCAAUCUCUUCCCCGUCGGCUGGUACAGCAUCGGCGACCAACAUUCCUUCCUCGCCGUCCUCGCCAGCUAGUCCUCGAGCCGGCGACCUCAAACAAAGGCUUGCCCGGGCAGCUCAGGGCUCGGGUACCAAUUAGCAGUCUGCAGUCUACAGUCUACAGUAUGCAUCUUACUCUCUCUUCGCAUCAUUCUCUGUCGUCCGAAUAAGCUCGGCAAAGUAGAUCGGAAUGCCAGCGAAGGCAAAUGAAUAAACUUGUUGGAGUGCCUAGAGUACAACGAAAUCGCAGCUAUUCACAGGA
This is a messenger RNA of Acaromyces ingoldii, 2512 nucleotides long. RefSeq lists its product as hypothetical. Gene Ontology annotation, biological process: peroxisome organization. The record is from RefSeq and is a predicted model, not a curated record. The annotation marks the transcript as partial. The transcript has 2 exons. Gene Ontology annotation, cellular component: peroxisomal membrane. NCBI's taxonomy places the organism in Eukaryota, Fungi, Basidiomycota, Exobasidiomycetes, Exobasidiales, Cryptobasidiaceae.